Molecule: messenger RNA, 4892 nt
Organism: Betta splendens (Siamese fighting fish)
Lineage: Eukaryota; Metazoa; Chordata; Actinopteri; Anabantiformes; Osphronemidae
Gene: tmem131l
Product: transmembrane 131 like
Exons: 34
Coding region: 66-4643 (1525 amino acids)
Cellular component (GO): membrane
Source: RefSeq, a predicted model, not a curated record
GCUGCUGCCGGGAGAGAAAGACAACCCGACUAAACAGUCGUCAGGCUGCUAGCUGAGCGGGCAGCAUGGCGGGGCUACAGGACUUCCAACAAGGCAGCCACUGUCACAGGAAGACGUGGAUUAAUAUACUACUUGGAAUAUUACAGCUGCUUUUACCCUACGUCCAGCAUGGAAGGGCUCAGCUGCCAGGUCUGAGUCAGAUGUCCACCAGCGUGGUCGAGGUCUGGCAGCCGGAGGAUGCAGACCCAUUAGCCCCGCUGCAGGUGGAGAAGGAGCACAGAGGAGAGAGUCUUCCACUAGAUGACAGCUCCUCUCCAUAUGCAAGGGAGAUUGGGAGGCCCUUGCAUUUUCAGCCUCCACUGCUGGAGUUUGGGAUGCAGCCGCUGGGGCUACCAAGAGCUGAAACGAUAUAUAUACACAACCCCAGCCAGGAAGUUCCUGUAACACUGCUGUCAAUGUUUACAUCCAGCAGGCAUUUUUACAUACCUUCCUUUCACAGAAGAGUGAUCCCACCCAGAGGGAAGGCAUCUUUUAAACAAAUUUUCCUCCCAUCUGAGGAGGGCAAUCUAGAAAACACAUUAUUUAUAAACACAUCAGCCCACGGGCUACUGUCAUACCAGGUGUCUGGUGUGGGAGUUUACCAGGGUUCAUUAAAGUCUGUCCAAAACAAGGAUAGUCUGUUAAUAUUCCCUCAAAUACAGAGCAUUAAGCUGACCCAAACUCAGGAAGAUGCUUCCAACAUCACUAUACUGGGUCUGCUCCUGGAGUGCAGCUUACCGAAGAAUUUGCUCAACACACAGGGGUCCUGCCUCCAUAGUGAGCAGCGUCUUAGUUUGCAGAUUAAUCUGUCGACGCGUGGGGACCGUCCUGCUGAUUUGGACAAGCUCAAGCCUUACAUUAUUGAGCACAUUCUGGUGCUGCUGGUGGCCCCCAGCGCCGGACAGGCCGCAGGAGGGGAACCCAAAAUAGGAGUAUAUAUCUUAAACUCUGGAAGCAAGGACCUCUAUGUAAAGGACUUGCAAGUGCUGUCAAAAGCUGAGGUCAACCUGGACAUUCAUCAGGUUUCUCUGAGACCAGAAGCAAAAAACUUCACUGAAGUGGCCACCCUGUCCUGUAGAGAUUCAGUGCCAGGACAUGGGAGAAAAUGCACAAGUCAUAUCAGCCUAAAGAUUUGGGGAAACAGGACAACCUACAGCUUCCCUGGUCUUCAUAUCACAAACAGAUGGACCACUGGAGAUUUGUCCAACCUGGUGCAGAUGAAACAAAGAGAAGGCAACCAGGUGGACCUGUGGCUGACGAACAGCCUGCACUUGCCUCUCACUGUGUUUAAUGUCAGUCUUCCUCAGAAGCUGCAGGGAGUAAUGAAGGUAAUGAACUUCAGUGGCCCACUGACAGUUCCCCAGGGCUGUUGGCGGAUCCUGUCCCUUAAAGUGCUCAGCGGAGCUCUGCCUGUCAACAAGCUGUACACCCUUAUUCUGAAAACUAGCCUGGGCUCUGCUCUGCGCAUUCCCCUACACUUUGAACUUUCUUCUUCUUCUUCCAAGCAGGGGGAAGUAGUGUUUACAGCAGAGCAAGAAUGUGGGCAGCCUUGCCCUCUCAGAUUGUCUGAAAAAGGUCGCUCAGAAUGGCAGCGCUCUCUCCUCCCAGACUUUUCCCCCUCAUCCUGGGCCGUAGAUAGCAAGCUUUCUGCUGAACUCUGCUCUCGAUGGCAGAACCGCAAAGACAAACUUUCUUGCAGAUGGCCCAGACUCCCUGUAGAGAUGUCAUCCUCUCUGGAUUUUGGUGCCACACAUGUCAAUGAGAGCAAGGUGAAAACAUUUGUACUGAAGAAUCCUUCAUCUUCAGUAAUUUCUGUGGAAAUUCAAAUCCUCUCCCGAUACCCUGCCCCCCUGGAGGCUCUGGACCUCCUGACCAAAUGGUUUAAUAUCAGCCCUCUCUCUGUCAACAUUAGCACUACAGCAUUUUCCCUGUUGCCUUCACCUCUCAAGGCAAGUGAGACUGUUGGCCUCAUUAGAGGAGAAGGUGUCCUGCGUCUCCUGCUGCAGCCCUGGGAGGCUAGAGAGGUUGCUGUGGUUUUUAGUCCAUCUGAACACAAGCCAACCACUACCAUUCUCAUCAUUAGGAACAACCUGACAGUGUUUGACAUGGUUAUGGUUCAGGGCCACGGGGCCAAAGAGCUGCUAAGAGUUGGAGGCAAACUGCCUGGACAGGGAGCCUCUCUGCGCUUCAAUGUUCCUCAGUCAACCCUAAUGGAGUGUCGUGAUGGUCUGCGCACCAACAAGCCACUCUUUGCCAUUAGAAAAAGUUUCAAGGUGGAGAAUGCAGGCGACCUCCCGCUGACCGUCCUGUCGAUGAAUAUCAAUGGGUAUAAGUGCCACGGAUUUGGCUUUGAGGUGCUGCAGUGUCGCUCCUUCAGCCUCAAUCACAACACCUCCUCUGAGAUCACCAUAGCGUUCACCCCAGACUUCACGUCUUCCUGGGUCAUCCGAGACCUCACGCUGGUGACAUCACGUGGCACCUCCUUCCCUUUCACCCUCAAUGUGACGCUGCCACACCACAUGUUGCCUCUCUGUGCUCAAGUGGUUCCUGGUCCCAGCUGGGAGGAAUCUUUCUGGGUGGUUACUCUCAUCUUCACAUGCUUCUCCCUGUUUGGCGUGUGUCUGAUGGCUUUUCGUCAGGCUCAGUAUAUUCUACAUGAAUUCUCCUCACCCAGUAUCAGGAGCAACCACAACUUUGUUAUAUCUCGGGAUAAUGGCUCCAUCAACAAUAUCACUCCCAAUGGAGUAAAUAAACCAAAAGGAAGUUGUAAGAGCUAUGUGGACACCUGUCACACUUCUGACAAAGGUAAGGGACGUGGUUCUCCAGCUUUAGCAAACAGCCGCGCCACACGUCUUCAGUCAUCGAAGAAAGGCUUGUCAACUGCCCCAUCUCAGCCACAGAAGAAGCACAAGGUUUCACUCUAUUACACCAAGUACAAGCCUAGCUCAUCCACAGCAGCACCUAGUGGUGCAGCAAUGGAUGAAGAGCAUGAAGACCUGACAGGGGACGCUCCUGUAACCCCAGAUCCUGAUGUGUGCAACAACAACAAUGAACCGUCGUUCAUCAGUGAGCUGAACAAGAAGAUGUCCUCUGACUUUCAAGAAGUCUCCCACAGACCUAUAGAGGAUAAAGUUCCAGCUGAAGUUAUAUUUCCUGUGGAAAUACCUGCUGGUUUCCCAGAUAAUAAUGGACUGAGGGCAGGUCUGUUGGUGUGCAGCCCUGUAGAGAAGAGCUGCUCCGAUAGCUAUGCAGCGAAGAUUGAAAAAAGGGACAGUUCUGAACUGGAGCUGCUAGAAGAAAAAGGCCAGAAAAAGAAACUGCAGAGCGCAGAGCCUGGCACCGCACCAGCAAAUACAAAGGGAAAGAGGAGUCGCAGAAAGACAGAAAAUGUCUCUAGCGGUCCUGAGCAUAAUGUAACAGUGAUACCAGAGAGGGAGAAGGAACCCGAUUGGAAAACAAGGGAUCGUAACUUCAAUGACACCCACAACAGGAACCACUGCUGCAACAGUUCCAAGUCAGAAACACCAAAGCCUAUACAGAGUGUCGAGAACACCCUAAAACAGAACGCAGGCGUUUGUCCCGCCCGCCCUCGAAGAAAGUGUCCUAUGGAACAUCGUGGUGGUGGAGUGUGCGAGUCGGGCUCAGACUCUGGCAGUUCUUCUGGAAGCGUGAGGGCCAGCAGAGGGAGCUGGGGCAGCUGGAGCAGUGCCAGCAGCAUGGAGGGAGAGAAGGACCACAAUGCUCGAACGCACGCUUGCCCUACCUCAUCUAGAAAAAGGGAAUGCACGCAGUACGGCUACCCAGUAGAGAGAGACUGCUACCAGACAAUGAAUACAAGUUACAAGGCUCUAAGCAUGAGCAGCUUGUACCAUAAAGACAUGUGCCAAAGCCCAGAUUCCACAGCACCAAACCUUGCUCCAAGCUUUGCUGCUGUAGCUGCAGGAGUGGACUGGAACAUGGACCUCACAGGACAGUAUUUUCCUGAAGAGACGUGGUCGGCUCCAUCCAUCCCCCUCACCAAUGAGUUCAGAUACAACACCACCGAAGCGCUGCCCUACAUACCUCAGUCAACAACCAGGCCAUACAAUGGGUUUUCUUGGAGUAGUGCCAACAGUCAUUGCAGCAGUCAGUACGCCUACUGUGGGGAAGAACAUGUCAUAGGUAAUGGAACAUUUCCAAGGGGUUUUCCCAGACAGGAGAGUCGGAACACACACAGCAGUCAGGCCGGCUGGACUGAGGAACAACCUCAGGAAUGCCCUUCAACCUGGGACUCUGCAGCCUGUGUGGGCAACAAGGCAUUCCUCUCUGGCACCCGCAGCCUCUCCCCCAUGUCGAGCCUGUUUGGAUCCAUCUGGACCCCUCAGAGCGAGCACUACCCGAACCACUUCCAGUCUGAACGAUCGGCCCCCAUGUCCCCCGUGUCGCCCAUCAGCCCUCCCCACUCCCCUUUCACCCGGGACCCGGUGGGCCCCUGUGGACCCAUCCAGUACUCCAGCUUCAACCCCUUCGGCCCACACAUGAACCUGGACAUAUGGAACUCUUCCUCCAACCGCAGCUCCAACUCGCAGCUCUCCAACGACUCCGGCUACUGUGGAGACGUUUAAAAGGAUCCAGCAAACAAAAUGGCAGACCUUAACAAUAUUUGCAAAAAUAUAAAACAUUGAUAUGUAAAAGAAAGGAUAUAAAAAUGAAUGUUGUUUUAUCAUUAUUGGGGAAAAUGUGAAUAUUCCUUUUCUUUUAUGUUCCCAUUCUCAAAUGUUAAAUGUUGUGAAAAGUUAAGCAUUUGUUGUAUAUUUUUCUAGAUGUUUUGCAGUUUUGAUCCUAGAAAAUUAAAAAAAGGUUUUGUACUUGAA